AUGGUGCCUUGUUUUGAUGAGCCAGCUUUCAAAGCAACAUGGGCAGUUACGCUAAUUCAUCCACAAGGAACCACGGCUCUAUCCAAUGGAAAGGAGAUCAGUAGCGAGAAAGAUUCAAACGGCCCCUGGAUGGUGAGUAAAUUUGCAACAACGCCGAAAAUGUCGUCUUACCUUCUUGCCGUUGUUGUCGGCGAAUUUAAGUCUGUCGAAGGCCAUACCAACACGGGAGUGAGGUUCCGAAUAUGGUCACGUCCAGGAGCAAUUCAUAGGACAUCGUACGCAUUAGACAUCGGAAUGAAAUGUUUGGACUUUUAUGAAAGCCACUUUGGCAUCAAAUAUCCGCUAGAGAAA
Ostertagia ostertagi is the source of this 351-nucleotide messenger RNA. NCBI's taxonomy places the organism in Eukaryota, Metazoa, Nematoda, Chromadorea, Rhabditida, Trichostrongylidae. The record is from the annotation of a GenBank genome assembly.